AUGUUUCCUUCACGUUUCCUUCAUGUUUCCUUCAUGUUUCCUUCACGUUUCCUUUAUGGUCCAUUUGCCAAAAUAACCUAUUCAUCAGACGGUGCUGAAGUGGGGCCAGUUCCCUAUUGGUCCGGGAUAAUAAAUGGUAAAGGAAGACAUGCCAGUGUUCCUUAUGUUAAUUCAGAGUUGAGUGUUUUUGAAGUCUCUCCUGGUAGUGUGUAUCGUUUUAGGUUGAUUGGUGCACAGAGUUUGUAUGCUUAUCGUUUCUCCAUUGACAGACACAAACUAACCGUGAUAGCAACAGACGGGCAAUAUAUAAGACCAGUGGAAGUCGAUUUCAUUUUAAUACAUUCUGGAGAGCGAUAUGACUUUCUUCUUCAAACAGAAAACAACACGUCACAAUUUAAUUAUUUAAUCCGUGCAGUGACACUGGAGGUAAACGAUGAAGAGAAUAAAAAUAUUACAGAAGCUAUACUGCACUACAAUACAGACUCAUCUACUUAUCCUACAGCUACUGAAUAUGAGAGCAUUGCUCGAAGUUCUCAGAGUGACCAUGUUAGAUGCACCGAAGCCUCCAACUGUACAGCCCUCAACUGUCCUUUCCUGGUCUAUCCUCAGUCGCAUCACAUCAGUUGUGAACAUAUUCAUAAUCUUAGGCUACUCUUUCCUGUAUCUGAUAGUGAUCUACCUACUAAUGGAGCAAAAGGUCGUACUAGCUUAUUCUUCAAUUUCGGUUUUGAAGGAAUUAGUCAGACCAGUGCCAUUAAUGCUCGUAACUUGAAACUUCCCUCAUCUCCACCUGCUUUGUAUGAGACGCCAGAAAACCUUUACGAAGAAACCUGCAAGAACCUCGAUACUGAUUGGCAGUGCAAUCAGAUUGCGUCUAUUCCCGAUUCCAAUUGCUAUUGUUCUCAUGUUGUUAACGUAAGCAGUGAUCAUACCAUACAGCUAGUAAUAUCAGCUACUGGACCAAACACUACACAACUAGGCAACUUCCUAUUCGCACAUCCAGUACAUUUACAUGGACAUUAUUUUCAAGUAGCUGAUAUCCAAUUUGGUCGCACCGAUAGUAUGACAGGAAGACUAGAGGAAGGGAGCAGUGACGUUCAAUGUGGUGGAGACCUACUGUGUACUAACCCAUCUUGGAGUACAAAUACAUAUGAUAGCUUUGAUCUCGAUUCUUCUGCCCCAUUAAAGGAUACUCUGUUAAUACCAGCUGGUGGGUAUGCUGUUGUGUAUUUUAAAAGUGAUAAUCCUGGUUGGUGGUUCCUGCACUGUCAUAUUGAGGUACAUCAAUUGGAGGGAAUGGGACUCAUCAUUAAUGAAGGAGGGAAAAAGACACCUGCUCCUUACACGAUGCAGAAAUGCGGAAACUUUGAUUUUACAGUGGACGAGUAUAAAAAAGCAAUAGAGGGGAAGCUGAAUCCUAGUGAUGUUGAUGGCUAUAAAAUUGCCACUAUUGUUUUAGGAUCAGUUUUAGGAACUAUUUUAGUAAUUGUUUUACUAGUUUUAUUCAUUCUAUUCUGUAUUCGCUGCAUUCACUACAUUAAAAAGCAUAGAGCUGAGUUCUUUCAGACUUAGUUAUUGAUAAGACUUUACAUUUUGCUGCUUUUAAAAUUUA
Messenger RNA from Amphimedon queenslandica, 1612 nucleotides. Its product is annotated as laccase-15-like. Lineage: Eukaryota; Metazoa; Porifera; Demospongiae; Haplosclerida; Niphatidae. Gene Ontology annotation, biological process: iron ion transport. Gene Ontology annotation, molecular function: oxidoreductase activity; copper ion binding. The record is from RefSeq and is a predicted model, not a curated record. Gene Ontology annotation, cellular component: plasma membrane. Bases 1 to 1572 code for a protein of 523 amino acids. The transcript has 2 exons.